Talaromyces rugulosus is the source of this 939-nucleotide messenger RNA. RefSeq lists its product as uncharacterized. The transcript has 4 exons. The record is from RefSeq and is a predicted model, not a curated record. Gene Ontology annotation, biological process: NAD+ biosynthetic process; quinolinate catabolic process. Lineage: Eukaryota; Fungi; Ascomycota; Eurotiomycetes; Eurotiales; Trichocomaceae. Gene Ontology annotation, cellular component: cytoplasm. Gene Ontology annotation, molecular function: nicotinate-nucleotide diphosphorylase (carboxylating) activity. The coding region runs from base 1 to 939 and encodes 312 amino acids.
AUGGCUUCGUCACACGGCCAUCUGGCGCAUCUGCUGCCCCUCAACUACAAACGUUUCAUUGCAGAUUGGCUCGAGGAGGACUGUCCCAGCUUUGACUACGGCGGGUUUGUCGUUGGCGAGUCGGAGGGGGAGGCCAAUCUACUAGGCAAAAGCAAGGGUGUUGUUGCCGGUGUACCGUUUUUCAACGAAGUCUUUUCCCAACUAGGAUGCACGGUGCAAUGGCACGUCCACGAAGGCCAACCCAUCGAGCCCAUCACAAAAUGCGCUACAGUGCGAGGCCCAAUCCGCAAGAUUCUUCUUGGUGAGAGGGUGUCACUGAACAUCCUCGCUCGCUGCUCGGGCAUUGCCACCAAGACCAACGCCCUCGUCCAGGCCCUGCGCACUCAUGGCUGGAACGGCACGCUGGCCGGCACGCGCAAGACGACGCCGGGCUUCCGCAUCGUCGAAAAAUACGGCAUUCUCGUCGGCGGCGCAGAUCCGCACAGGCACGAUCUCAGCUCCAUGACCAUGCUCAAGGACAAUCACGUCUGGGCCUGUGCCAACAACAAAGCUGCCGGAAACAACAACAGUCCAGACUCCAUCGCAGCAGCAAUCCCGCUCGCCGUCCACGCCGCCAAAGCCGCGGGCGGAUUCUCCACAAAAGUCGAAGUCGAAGUACGCAGUAUCGACGAAGCCAAUGCCGCCAUUGGCGCAGGCGCAGAUGUCAUCAUGCUCGACAAUUUCUCGGCAGAGGAAGUAGGCGUUGCUGCAAAGAAACUCAAGACGGAAUGGGCAGCCAAGGGGAAACCAAGCGGCAGUUUUUUGAUAGAGGUGAGUGGCGGCUUGACGGAGCAUAAUGCGCCGGCUCAUGUCUGUGAGGACGUGGAUAUUUUGUCGACGAGUUCGAUUCACCAGGGGACACCGAUUGUGGAUUUUUCACUCAAGGUUUCGUUGCGAUGA